UUCCCAAAAGGACAAAUUACAUCUGCCAACAUCUUUAGCAUAUAGAACUUUUAAAAACAUGAGGGUGGUAAAUGACAGUUUCUCUAAAUAAUUUUCUUACCCUCUGAAGCAUAUUUUAGAUUAGAGAGAGCGACAAAGGACAAGAAGAAGAGUCAUGGAAUCGCAGGCAUUACAGAAAUACGGCGUGCCGUUUUACGGAGCCGCCUGGGUUCCGUUCACUCUCAUUAGAUCGAAGCUCGAAUCGCUAGAACAAAAACGAGAAGAACAAGGAGAAGAUCGAGAUGGAAACGAAGACGAAGGUCCCGCCGCCGACAAAUCUGACGCAACAUCCAAAAAUCACUACUGCGUCGUUUUGGUAGGAGGUGGCGGCGAAGGCAACAGUGGUAUCCCGAACGCUGUCGUCUUAUCUCAUUUCGAUUUCGCCUCCAAUUCCCUCUCCGGUCAACCUGUGGCUAAGUUUAAAACUGGUUCAGAUUUACCGUAUCGAAUGGCAGUUCAUCCACGUGGAGAUGGAAUUAUUUGUGCAAUGCAGAAGGGUUGCAGAUUGUUUGAGUGGGGUGAAGAUAAGAGUGAUAAAGUCCAUAAAUUGGGUGUAAAAGGGUCAGAGAAAGUGCUCAGCCCGUUAGACAAUGUUGGGCAGCAGUUAGCACUAGCCUUUGACUCUGAUGGCUCUACUCUUGCUGCUGGCGGUGAGGAUGGAAAAUUAAAGGUUUUAAAGUGGCCUAGCUUGGAAAUUGUUUUUAAUGAGUCUGAAGCUCACACUUGUGUCAAGGAUUUAUCUUUCAGCCCUGAUGGAAAAUUUCUUGUCUCCUUGGGAAAUCGUGGCCCUGGUAGGGUUUGGGAUGUAACCUCUGCGUCUGUUGUGGCUUCCCUACCAAAUGAAAAAGAUGAAAUCUUUGCCUCCUGUAGAUUCUCUCCAUCUAGUGAUCAGAAUUAUGUACUUUACAUUGCUGCAAUAACAGACAAGGGUGCAAGUAUUGUGACAUGGAAUACUACCUCCUGGAAGAGGAUACGCUCAAAGCGAGUUGUCCGUGAGUCUGUUUAUUCCUUUAAUGUUUCAGCAGAUGGCAAGCUCCUUGCAAUAGGAACAGAAGGAGAUGUUACAAUUAUAAAUUCAAGCAAUAUGCAGGUCCAUACAGUGGUUAAAAAAGCACACCUUGGCUUUGUGACAGCUUUGGCAUUCUCUGGUGAUUCGAGGGCUUUAGUUUCUGCAUCUAUGGACUCAAGUGCAAGAGUGACACUAAUCGAGGACAAGAAGAAAAGUGGACUAAAUUUGUGGAUCAUUAUAUUCUUCAUAUUGCUAGCAAUCGCCGCGUACUUCAUGAAUGUACAAGGAAUCAUUCCUUAAGUUAAUGCUGCUGUCCCGACUGUAUGUGUGAAAACAAUUUUGUAACAGUGAGGACUUGAAUUUAAGUCUUAAUAAUUGCAAAAUUUUUCAGUCUUUUUUUAAUUUUAUAUAUAAAAAAAAAAAGUGGUUGUGUGGUGA
Molecule: messenger RNA, 1486 nt
Organism: Mangifera indica (mango)
Lineage: Eukaryota; Viridiplantae; Streptophyta; Magnoliopsida; Sapindales; Anacardiaceae
Product: SEC12-like protein 2
Exons: 10
Coding region: 155-1348 (397 amino acids)
Biological process (GO): protein secretion
Cellular component (GO): endoplasmic reticulum membrane
Molecular function (GO): protein binding; GTPase activator activity; guanyl-nucleotide exchange factor activity
Source: RefSeq, a predicted model, not a curated record